CUUAUAUAUGCGCAUGGCGGUGACUCAAGUUCGGCCUUUCCAAACACGGUGGGUACAUUGUUAUGAUCGAUCAUUCAACCAGGGUAAGGACCAACUUACUGAGGAUGAGAGAUGCUCGUGUUGUUGGCGUGUACCAUCCCUUGAUUGAUGGAAAGCUUGUGAGAAUUCUUCAUGGAUACCACCUGCCGUGCCCAUUCUCUCUUUCUCUCACUUCAUAGAAAAGGAGAGAAUAAAAGAAAGGAAAAGGAAAGGAAGGAAUUGGUGGAAGUUCCGACAUGGCAAAUUUUGGGUUGCUCAUCUUCUGGUUCAACAAGAAUCUCGUCAAGCCUCUCCUCUAAAUCCGACGCAGUUUUUGACAGGGCUGCCGAGCCUAAGCUAUUAGCCGUCUCUGCAGCUGUUGGCUUUACCAUUGGAUGUUUCCAAUCUGUGGUAAGCUAUUGGCAUUCAUUUCAUUCUCCAUUGUUGAUUGGACUAGAGCAAAAGACCACUACUUGCAGGCUGUUUGUUACUAGUUGA
Messenger RNA from Fragaria vesca subsp. vesca, 516 nucleotides. RefSeq lists its product as uncharacterized. The transcript has 4 exons. Lineage: Eukaryota; Viridiplantae; Streptophyta; Magnoliopsida; Rosales; Rosaceae. Bases 172 to 516 code for a protein of 114 amino acids. The record is from RefSeq and is a predicted model, not a curated record.